AUGAAGUCUAAGAAGCGUCAUCAUACUUCUUCAGACGAAUCGGAAGAUUCUGAUGCUAGUGGGAGUAGUUCGUCGGACAGUGAAACUGACGACUCGUCGGUAUCCGGACAUCAUUAUAAUAAAAAGAAAAAGAAACGUGCCGAUUCUUCGGAUUCGGAUAGUGAUAGCGACGAUCAUAAACGUUCAAAGAAACGUAAGCACAAGAAAAAGAAGAAGAAGCAUAGCAAAAAGAAGAGGAAAUCGGACUCGGUAAUUAUAAGCGGUUCAGAAGAGAAUUUUACCUUCAGUGAGGGUGAGGAAACUUCAGUAAAGAAAAAGCGUAAACAUAAACACAAACACAGCAAGCGUCCACGCAGCUCAUCUGUUAGUCAAAGAGGCGAAGAACACAGUCAACGACGUCUGCACAGUGUAGUAAAAGAGCGUCGCGAAGCAUCCGCCGAGGAAGGUCAACCUACACGAACUUACUAUCAGAAAGAAUAUCACAGAUCAGAGUCACCUGAAGAUUAUGAACGGGAACGGGAAGUACAGAGGUUCUACCGGGGCUCCAGUAAAGAAAGGAGACAUCAGUAUCAUCAAGAGCAGUACCACAAUGAGCGUGCUUAUAAUGACAGAUUUGCUCAAUACCACCAAGAGAAAUAUGAUAAUAGAGAGAAAUUUGGCCAAAAUUCACAAUAUACUGAACCAAAUGAAGAAUACAUUAGGAAGCAGAAAGAAUAUAAUGACUUUAAAAGGAAUCAACGAUAUGAAGAUCAUAGGUCUGCUGAAGAAGACUAUCAUCAUAGAAGGACCAGAGAUCAAGAAGAAAGGUAUCAUCAAAGAGAAGAUCCAAGAGGGUUUAAUCGCUAUAAUCAAUAUGAAGAUCGUGGACCUAAAAGGCGAGAAUUUGAUGAUAGAAGAGAUUAUCGGGAAAGACGUGGCCCACCUGAUACCAAUCGCUUCCGUGAACGCGAGUUUCCUGACAAGAAGGAGAGGUAUCACGAAGAUGAAUUUUCUUCUGAAAGAGGUCGGGAUGUUCGGCGGGAGAAGAUUAUGAGCAAUGCUGGUAGAGUCGAGAAACCACAAGCAUCACACAAUAGGGAAAGAUCAAGAUCUCGAAGUCUAGAAGAGCACUAUAAAGAGAGGAGUCGUAGACCCGAAGCAAAGGAAGAGCGAUAUAAAGAGGGUCGAAGUGAUGACAGGAGGGACAACAAUCCAAGGGAGGAUAGGAACGCGGACCGCGAAAAACCUCCCAUCAAAGCGGAGUCCAGGCAACGAGAACGGAAGAGUCGGUUUGCAGAUGCAGAGGAUAGUAAAGAGUACAGCUGGGGUAAGACUGAAGUGAAAAAAGAAGGUGGGAAAGAGCCAGCAGAUAAAGAAAAGCCUAAUUUUGGACUAUCUGGUAAACUGACGGCCGAUGCCAAUACUGUUAAUGGUGUGGUGAUUAAAUAUACAGAACCUGAAGACGCUAAACAGCCUAAGAGGAGAUGGAGAUUCUACCCGUUCAAAGGCGACAAAGCAUUGCCAAUUCUAUACAUUCAUCGACAAUCGGCGUUCUUGAUCGGACGCGAUAAGAAAGUGGUUGAUAUUAUGCUUGAACACCCAUCAAUAAGUAAACAGCAUGCGGCGUUACAGUAUCGAGCUACACCGUUUACUAGACCCGAUGGCUCACAGGGAAGGCGAGUUCGACCUUAUGUUAUUGAUCUCGAUUCAGCAAACGGCACAUUUGUAAACAAUAAAAAGAUUGAUCCACGUCGAUACGUAGAGUUACUGGAACGCGACGUAGUCAAGUUUGGCUUUUCUCAGCGCGAGUACGUGCUGCUCCACGAGAACAGCAAGGACGACGCCCAGGACGACGACAACCAGGAGCACGCCGUCGGGGCCAACGUCGCCACCACAGACCAAAUAAAACGAGAGAAACGAGCCAAGGCGGAAAUCGUAGAAGACGGAGACUAA
Molecule: messenger RNA, 1932 nt
Organism: Arctia plantaginis
Lineage: Eukaryota; Metazoa; Arthropoda; Insecta; Lepidoptera; Erebidae
Source: the annotation of a GenBank genome assembly